ACCCGGCCCUCCAGAGGCAUGAAUCAGACGACACCCACGUCACACACCGCUGUGCCGGGAGACGACUCGUCCACCCUGGUCCCAGGAGCGUCGUCUGUCGUCGUCCAGAAACUGAUGUCAGACGAGACCUACGUCUGGACCAGCCUCGUCUUCAGUGUCGUCUGCACCGUCCUCUCCCUUCUGGGCAUCGUCGGCAACGCCCGGGCCAUCCGCGCCUUCCUGUCCAUGGGCCUGCGGGACGGCGUGACCAUCUCCUUCCUGUUCCUCACCUGCUCAGACCUCGCCUACCUGACCGCCCUCGCCGUGCACGCCGUCUCCCUGGGGUUCGCUAUGGCCGAGCGCUGGACCAACUACCGGACCUGGUUCUCGGUUGAACCCUUCGGCGUCUACGUCUUCUUCUCCAACGUCGGCAUCCUCAUCUACCUGCUGACAGUGCUGACCACCACCUACCUGGCCCUGGCCAAAUGCAUGUGCGUGGCCAUGCCCUUACACUUUAAGAACACGUUCACGAGGAAACGUACUCUGGUCAUCUUGACCGUGUUCCUGGUGCUGACCGUGGGGAGUUACCUGCCCGUGCUGGUGUACAUGAGGAUGGUGGAUAAGUUCGACCCGAGGACCAACUCCACUAGGUCUGUCUUGUGGAUCUCCAGCAAGCGAGAUGACGUCAGAGACUACGUCUGGCUCGUCCGUGACGUCACCGUCACCUUCGUCACGCAGAUCAUCGUCACGUUCUGCGUCAUCAUCAUGGUCCGGUGCCUGCGAGUGGCUUCCAACUUCCGGCAGAAGUUUAUAGGUCACCGCGUCUGCUUAGCGCGGAAGGUCAUCGCGACCGAUGUAUCCUCGUACAACAAAAACUCCACCAACAGUGACGUCAACACGACCUACAUUCAAACCGUGUCACAGCGCAUCCGGUUGCCGCCCCUUGCAAGCCCGCCAAGCGUCAAACUGUCGUCUGCUGACGUCAGCGUGAUCCAGCAGGUCGUGCUGAUAUCUUUUGUCUACAUCGGCUGCAACACGCCCAAGUUGCUGGUCGACCUGACCGCCAUGUUGGUGCCAGACUUCACCCUGGGCAGGCCCUACCAGAACGUCUACCUGACCGCCAUCAGUAUGAUGGAGCUCUGCCAGGGCUUCAACUCAAGCAUCAGCUUCGUCAUCUACCACAGGUACAACACCAGCUUCAGACAGCACUGCGGCUGGGGCAGAAAGUAAAUACCACAGGUACAACACCAGCUUCGUCAUCUACCACAGGUACAACACCAGCUUCGUCAUCUACCACAGCUACAACACCAGCUUCAGACAGCACUGCGGCUGGGGCAGAAAGUAAAUACCACAGGUACAACACCAGCUUCGUCAUCUACCACAGGUACAACACCAGCUUCAGACAGCACUGCGGCUGGGGCAGAAAGUAAAUACCACAGCUACAACACCAGCUUCGUCAUCUACCACAGGUACAACACCAGCUUCGUCAUCUACCACAGGUACAACACCAGCUUCAGACAGCACUGCGGCUGGGGCAGAAAGUAGACUAUAAUCUGGGGUAACGACCUUUAAACACUAACUUAAUCCAAGUUAACCUUUUUAACUCUUACAAGAGUAGGUUAAGACCGUUAAAAUCUAACUUAGUUUACAGACGUUAAAGUCGGACUUAUCUAGGAUCAUCGGUUGUUAAACCCUGACGUUUCUAGGAUUAACGGUACGAAAACCCAAACAAGGAUUAGUGGAAUGUCUCCAUGUGUGAAAGUACCAAGUCCAUGUUUCAACGCGUCAUUAGAUGACGUCUCACA
Molecule: messenger RNA, 1784 nt
Organism: Physella acuta
Lineage: Eukaryota; Metazoa; Mollusca; Gastropoda; Physidae
Cellular component (GO): membrane
Source: RefSeq, a predicted model, not a curated record